Messenger RNA from Salvelinus sp. IW2-2015, 780 nucleotides. NCBI's taxonomy places the organism in Eukaryota, Metazoa, Chordata, Actinopteri, Salmoniformes, Salmonidae. The record is from RefSeq and is a predicted model, not a curated record.
AUGGCCUCCAUCAGGCGGGCUCCUGCAUCCCGUGUCUCUGCUCGCCUGACGGGACCGUACCUGGGACUGUGUGUGACCCAGAGACUGGACAGUGUGUGUGAAAACACUGAGGGACCUCGCUGCGACUCGUGUCGCCGUGGUUACCACAGCCUGGAGAGGAGGAACUCCUUGGGGUGUCUGGCGUGUGCGUGUGACGUCCGCGGCACCCUGGAGGGGGGUGUGUGUGACCCCGUCAACGCCCAGUGUCCCUGUAGGGAGGGGGUGGAGGGUGCCCAGUGUACACGCUGCUCCCUACACUACUACAACACGACCUCUGACCUCUAUGAUGACCUCACACCUGACCCCUACUACAACACGACCUUUGACCCCCAGUGGUCAUCCCAGGGGUGUGUUCCGUGUGUGUGUGACCCCACAGGAACAGUGGAGGGGACGAUGUGUGACGCGGACACCGGGCAGUGUGUGUGUGUGUCUACGCGCCACGGAAGGGACUGCGGUAGAUGUAGGCCAGGUUACUUCCUCUCUGUGUCAGACUUGGGGUCUGAGGUGAGCGUGUGUGUGGAGUGUGACUGUCACCCGGUGGGCUCGUCGGGACAGGUGUGUGGCGGCCAGACGGGGCAGUGUGUGUGUGUUGACCCCUCUGUGGGAGGACGCAGGUGUGACCAGUGUCAAGAGCUCCACUAUGGCUUCAACCCUGGCCUUGGCAGCUCCUAUCCAGCAGCCCAGUCCAGUAGGGUUAGUCCUGACCUCUACCUCCAUCCGCCUGACCUGGAGGCCCCCUGA